This is a messenger RNA of Pelobates cultripes (western spadefoot toad), 7979 nucleotides long. NCBI's taxonomy places the organism in Eukaryota, Metazoa, Chordata, Amphibia, Anura, Pelobatidae. The record is from the annotation of a GenBank genome assembly.
AUGGAGGCUGGUCGGCGGGAUCAAGAUGGCGGCGGACGAGGGACGCGGUCGAGGAGUCCGGCUUCUUUUCCGGCCCAGCCGGAAGUGACGUCUGAGCGCGCCCGGCGCGCGGGAAGAGUGACGUCGGCAGAGGCGCCGCGGGGCGCGUACGUGACGUCAGUGCGCCGGAACGCACUGACGUCGCAGGCCCCGCCAUCUUGGAACCGGGCAAACCGGUCCGGAGAGCCGGGCAGCCGGGAGCCUGGCCUGGAAAGUGCCCGGGCGGCAUGGAGGGACGGCGGCCGGCCGGGCGGUCAGCUCAGGAGCUCGGGGGAUGGCGGCCAUGGCGGUGGUCGGCCAGAAGAAGCGGAGGAUGGCGGCCUGUGGAGAGGCCGGCUGGAGAUGGAUGAAGAAGCGGCAAUGGGAGAGGAAGACAGCGUGGAGGAGCUGGAGGAGCUGCUGGAGGAACAGGUUCCUGGCAACCUUCCUGUGUCCGGUGAGUCAGCCUGCGCAAGCGCAUGGGGUGGUCUGGGAGGUUUUGCGCUUGCUUAGGGCCAUAGUGGCAGGGUUACCAGGGGCUGCGCAAGGGGGGGCAUUAGCUUCUGCGCCAGGGCCCGCGCCUGCAGCUCCAAUGUGCGCUUUUCGCCCCAGCAUACCUGGGUGUGAGUUAUCUCCGCUGGGCAUGCAUGUCCCUAGCGAGACGCGCAAGAAGAUAGUGCGCGGCGAAUUUGUGGAUUUGCUUUCCCUGGUUCCGCCGGACAAGGAUGCCGUAGAUAGGCCGAGACGGGGGGAGCCGGGGGAAGGGGACAAGGGCAAGCAGCUCCCAAGAACUUUUGGGAACUGGUUGCAGGGGUUUGCAGUUUUCGCCAGUGUUUUGUCCAGGCAGUUCCCGGAAAGGGCCCCUUCGUUAUUCGGGUACCUAGAUCUCAUUUGGGGGGCUUACAAAAUAUACGGCGGUCAAUGCUGGUUUCGUUAUGACCAGCAAUUUCGGCAGAAGAUGGCGGUAUGCCCGGGGUUGGACUUCGGGGUGCAGGAUGGCAGCCUUUGGCUGCUGCUCAUGACUCCCAGCCGGCCGGCACCCUUUCAGGGAGCAGCCGGCGGCCCGCCAGGGGCGCCGGCUGGCCCUAAGCGAGGGGUUUGUUGGCUCUUCAAUGAGAGCCAUUGCAGGUGGUAUAGUUCCUGCCGCUUUCGACACGAGUGUUCUCACUGUGGAGGAGCGCAUCCUGCGUCGCGCUGUUUCAAAAAGGGGAAACAGGUGCCUCCCAAAGGUGGGGCCGCGGACGCCGCCCCAAAAGGCCUGGACCCCGGUGAGAGGGGAAAGGAUGGCGCCGUGGCUCGCUCGGUAUCCUAAGCGGCGGGAUGCGUUGCUGUUGGCGGACGGGUUUUCGUCGGGGUUUUGGGUUCCGUUUGUUCCCUCGGCGGAGCCGCGUUUUGCAAAGAACUUGCACUCGAUUCAGGGUAGGGAAGGGAUGUUGCGGGAAAAACUGGACAAAGAGGUAAGUUUGGGGAGGAUGGCAGGGCCGUUUGUCCGUUCGCCAUUUGUGAAUCUUCGGGUGUCGCCGUUGGGUUUGGUCCCCAAAAGGGAGGAGGGAGCUUACCGCAUGAUUCAUCAUUUAUCUUAUCCAGCAGGUGAGUCUGUUAACGACGGCAUUGAUAAGGAGUUCAGCCGCGUCCGUUACGCGUCUUUCGACAGGGCGUUGGAAUUGGUCAGGGAUGCCGGGGUUGGAGCCUGGUUAGCGAAGUCCGACAUUGAAUCGGCCUUCCGCUUGUUACCAGUCCACCCUGAGUGUCAUCACCUGCUCGGUUGCCACUUUGAGGGUAGUUACUACUAUGACAUGUGUCUGCCGAUGGGGUGUGCGAUUUCCUGCUCCUAUUUCGAGUCCUUUGCGUCGUUUUUGGAAUGGGUGGUCAUUCAGGUUUUGGGUUUUGUGUCGGUGACACAUUAUUUGGAUGAUUUUUUUGUUUGUCGGGAAACGGGGGACGGGGGUAUGUGGGGACCUUCUGCGUGUUUUUCGGGAAGUGGCGGCUGAUUUCGGCAUUCCUGUCGCGGAACAGAAGACAGAGGGUCCGGCAGAGGUGCUGUCGUUCCUCGGGGUGGAAAUUGAUUCCGCCAACAUGGUUUUUCGGUUGCCGGAGGACAAGGUCGCAGUGCUCUUGCGUUGGGUUGACCUCGUCAAAGGGGCGAAGAAAGUGCAGUUGCGGCAGAUGCAGGUGCUGCUGGGUCACCUAGCAUUCGCUUGUCGUGUUUUGCCGAUGGGUCGGGCGUUUUGGUGACGGUGGGGAUUCGGGAGCCGUAUCAUUUUAUACGGGUUACGAAGAAGCUUAAGUCGGACUUGCAGGUGUGGAGUUCCUUCCUGGAACGGUACAACGGCCGGUUGUGUUGGUUGCGAGCGGCGGUUGGGAACUCAGUUUUGGAACUUUUCACAGAUGCGUCUGGCUCCCUCGGCUUCGGGGCUUACUUCCGGGGCCGGUGGUGCGCGGAGGCUUGGCCGGACAGCUGGCGGGGUACAGAUCUCAUGCGCAACUUGACCUUCUUGGAGCUCUUCCCGAUUGUCGUUGCGAUGGAGUUAUGGGGUCACGAGUUGCGGGACCGAACUGUUGAUUUUCAUACGGACAACAUGAGUGUUGUCCACGUGAUAAAUCGCGCAACGUCGGCUUCACCGCCGGUGCUGGCAUUGCUUAGGCGCUUGGUCCUGUUGAGUUUGCAGCAUAAUGUGUGGGUUAGGGCGUGUCAUGUGCCGGGUGUGUUGAAUAUUGUGGCUGAUGCGCUUUCUCGGUUCCAGUGGCGGCGUUUCCGAGAGGCGGCACCAGAGGCGGAACAGAUGGGGCAGCCUUGCCCGCAGUCUUUAUGGGAGCUCGAUUCCGAAGAUUGAUGGGGUUGGUGUCGGAGUCGUUGUCAGCAUCCUCGUGGAAGUCCUACCGGGCGGUGUGGUCUAAGUGGCUCGGGUUGGUGCCGGGGGAAGGUAGCCUGUCGUCGGACUCAGGGCGCUUUGAGGUAACCUUACUGUUUUUGGAGCAAUUGUUGGAUGAAGGGCGGUCAUGUGCUGCAGCGGAGAAGGCCCUGUCGGCCCUGUCGUUCUUGUUUAGGUUUCUGGGUUGGAAGGAUAUGACCAGGGAAUUUAGUAUUCAGAGGGCCCUGCGUGGGUGGCGGCGGAAGAGGGUCCCGGAUCAGAGGAGGCCUAUUUCGGUGCAGCUUCUGUGGGAGCUCCUGGCGACGCUGCGGCGGGUGUGUAGUUCGGAGUACGAGGCGUUGUUGUUUGGGGUCGCUUUUUCUUUGUGCUUUUUUGGGGCGUUGCGGGUCGGAGAGGUGGUGGCCGCCAGUCGUCGGGUGGCGCCACCGCUGUUGGUGUCGGAUGUGCGGUGGGCGGUCAAAGGGCUGGACUUUCGGAUCCGUAAGUCCAAGACGGAUCAACGCGGUGAAGGAGCGUGGGUACGUAUUGAUGCAGCAGGAGGGGAGUACUGCCCAGUGCACCUGUUUCGGAGAUUUAUGCAGGUCCGCCCUACGGGCGGGGGUGCGCUGCUGGUGCAUCAGGACGGGUCUCCUAUGACGCGCUAUCAAUUUAGCAAGAUUUUGCGUGAAUCCCUGGUGGCGAGCGGGAGGAGCCCGCAACGGUACUCGGCCCACUCCUUCCGGAUUGGGGCGGCUACACAAGCUAGUGAGAUGGGAUUUUCACCGUCAGCGGUGCAGGAAUUGGGGUGGUGGCGUUCAGGAAGGUUCCAGUUGUAUGUGCGGCCGCACCUCUUAUAGGGCGACUUUCAGGGUGAGUAACAGUUUCUUCCCGUUUAGUUUUUCUGUUUGUUCAUUUCUAGGUUCUCGCCCUCGGUAUGUAUGGAUACUAGGGCAUUCCUACAUCUAUUGGGCAGCGAGGCGGGCGGAGGAGCGUCCAUAUGGCCGCAACCUGGGGUGUUCGUACGACCAAGCACGGGUCCGAUGGAGGGGCAUUCGCGGGUUGUCAUGGAACCAGGUUUACCCAGAGUGCCGUUUUAUGAGCAGGUUGGUUCCCAGUUCGGUGAUCUUGGUCAUUCAUGCAGGGGGGAAUGACCUGGGGCGGGUCCGGAUAGUGGAUCUCAUGCACGACAUGAAGGAGGAUCUUGCCCGGUGCAUGGCAUUGUUUCGGGAUGUCACGUUGGUGUGGUCGGAGGUGGUCCCGAGGCCCUGCUGGCUGCAGUUACCUUAUGCAAACGGGCUGGAGCGCAGCAGGCGGAAGUUGAACAUGGCGGUGUCGAGGUUUGUUCGGCAGCUUGGGGGCAUCGUGGUCCGGCAUGUAGAGUUGGAAGGGGAUAACAGCGCGCUGAUGCGGUCCGAUGGGGUGCACUUAAGCUUGAUUGGUUUGGACAUUUUCAACAUGGGACUGCAAGGUGGGAUUGAGAAAGCGCUGGCGGCGGGGGGCGCGAUGCCGGGGGAGGGCGUAGGAGGCUGGCAUCGCGGUGGCGGAAUACCUGGCCAGCGCAUGGGAAGGCAAGUGCUAAGUCGGAUUGGGGAGUCACAGCAUGCUUGGGCUGAAGGCGGAAGGCAGGCUGCUUUGGACUCUGGUAAAAGGAUGUGAGACCUGUCUGAUGGAUGAAUCACCCCAUCAGCUGACAGUUGGUUUAAUGCUGGUCAAAAAUGUUCAAUAAAGCUGUGGCCGUUGCCCUUAUCCACUAUACAGGUGUUGUGUGUUUAUUGGGCAACGGGAGGUUCGUGGGUCUGCAGUCAAGGUUUCCCUGGACUGAAUAAUGAAGGGAAAGACAUGACUGCUGCCCAGGGAGGGGGGACGGACAUAAAGGGAUACAUAUGUAGCAAUAAGUGACCUAGUACAUAAGGGAAUCUGGGGGUGGGCCCUUGUCACUCAGUAGGUAGGAAGAGAGCUAAAAGGAGCUUUCCCACCCUCCCUCCCUAUAAUGGUUGUGGUUGGUAGUCAAGUGGCGGUGUUGGUGGUGUUUUUCUUUGUGUCUGGUUGUCUCUGUUUUGUUUUUGUCACAGCGGAAUACCUGGCCAGCGCAUGGGAAGGCAAGUGCCAAGUCGGAUUGGGGAGUCACAGCAUGCUUGGGCUGAAGGCGGAAGGCAGGCUGCUUUGGACUCUGGUAAAAGGAUGUGAGACCUGUCUGAUGGAUGAAUCACCCCAUCAGCUGACAGUUGGUUUAAUGCUGGUCAAAAAUGUUCAAUAAAGCUGUGUCCGUUGCCCUUAUCCACUAUACAGGUGUUGUGUGUUUAUUGGGCAACGGGAGGUUCGUGGGUCUGCAGUCAUGACACCAGACCCCUGGUUACCUGUUGCUAGUCCCAGCAUCCACUCAAUUAACCCCUGCAAUCCCUUCUACACUAACCCCCUUAGUACUGCCACCACCAAGACGUUUAAACCCGGGCGUCUUAGGUUACCCCACACACAGGAGAAUUAUAGUAUCACAGUUCUACUUUUACUGAUAAAACAUAUAUAGUUAACCCUUUUGGUAACGUGUUUACCUGAGCUUUCCUCUGGAGAGUGAAGCUCAUAGAGAACAGAGACACAAGCUGAUUAAGUAAACAUUUAAUCUGACAAAAAAAGGAUUCACAGUGCUGAGUACAAAAUACAGAAAUAAAUGACAUACAGAUAACAAAUUGCAAAACAGUACAUAAAAUAAAAUAGGAGAAAACACAAGAAAUUCCUUACAUAUAUUUACCCCAUAUAGAAUUCUUGUGGGAGUCUUAGAUGGUAUAGGUCUCCUAGAAGUUACUGACAAAAGAAAAAUGAAUAACUGACCCUCCCUGGAUAGUCCAACACCCUCAUAUAUCUAAACUAGCUGUUUCUCAGUGGGCAGACACCUGGGGGGGGGAUCAGAGGGGGUUGGUCUGGCAGUCUAUUGCCCACUCUAUGAAAUUCCUUGUGUCCAGCUCUGGUGAUGGCUAUCUAGAUGUUUUAUGGUCUAGGCCUGGUGCAAGAUCAAAGACCACAAUAAAUGUCAUCACAAGGUUUACAAAAAAACAACUCUUAACAUAUAUAAACACACAUCAAACACCAACUCAUGCUUUUGGCAUGACACACACACACAUACAGGCAGACACACACAGACAGACAGACAGACACAUAAAUACACAGACAGGCACACACACACAUACAUUAAAACAGGCAGACACACACACACACACAUAAAAUGUUUAAGUCACCCUCCUGUUUCCUACCUUUAAGGUGCAGGAAGGUGACUUUCCCUAGGGUCCAGUGGUGGGUCAGGUGGAUGGGAGUAAGAGUUCCCACUGUGACUCCCUCUUCAUCCUCCCGCGUGGCUCUCAGUGAUAGCUGGGAGGAGUGAUGUGCGGUCACUUCCUCCCAGCUUAUGAUGUCAUCACAGGGGGCCCAGUCACGCUGUUAAAGCGCCCAGCGCUGACCGGGUCCCCUGACAAUCCACAUCCAUCGGGUGGCCCUGACAGCAUGGACCACCCGAUGGACUCCUUGGACGGCUGUUUGCUGCGUGGGCCGGGGCCACAGAAGAUGAUUGCGGCAGAUAACCGGUCACAGGGGUCCGCAGGGCGGCCGGGCCCCCUGGAGUGGCGGGCCCGGUCGCAGCUGCGACCCCCGCGACUGCGGUAUGUACGCCACUGGCACUAGGGAGCACUGACCAGUCAAUCACUUGUUCACUGACUUAGGGCCAGUCACCAUAUCUAAUGCUGGGAGGGAGCCUAGCAGCCCCUGGUCUGUACUUCCCCAUGGGUGCAGACCAUGAGUAGCUGUCUACCAAGCUCCUGCCAAUCAGAGCAUUGUCAUGGGUUACCACAGCAACACUCUGACACUGUAAGUUAUUAAGACAGUAAUUCCUGGUAUGUAUACAGCUCAGGUGCAGACCAGAGGCUCCCUUUCAAUAGCAUCAUAGCACAUAGGGACUAUGUCCUUCUUGUUGCAAGGAAACAACAGGGAGAGGGUAUGGGUGUUUUUUUGUUUUUUUUUAAAUAAUGAUUGAAUUAAUAAAUUAAUUAAAUAAAACCACUAUCCAACUCCUAUACACACAACACCUUACUAUACACAAUGCACACCACUAUAAACACACUGUAACCUCAUACACACACCACACUUACUAUAUACACACCAUAUCCCCUAUAGACACACUAUACUCCUAUACACACACUAUAAUUCCAUGUGCACACAAACACUUUACCCCAAAAAACAAACUUUACAAACCCCAUACUCCAUCUUCUAAUACACACACAAUGCAACCACUAUACACAUGUAUAUAUAUAUACAUAUAUAUAAAAAAAAGUUCCAAAGAUAGCACUCCAGGGACUUGUAAAAAAUUCACUUUUAUUACCUUCAAUCAAACAUCCAAAGUGUCAACGUUUCAGCCCAAUAACCUCAGACGAUGUCCUGAUGAAAGCCUGAGGUUAUUGGGCUGAAACGUUGACACUUUGGAUGUUUGAUUGAAGGUAAUAAAAGUGAAUUUUUUACAAGUCCCUGGAGUGCUAUCUUUGGAACUUUUUUUUGCAUUUUGGCUGACAAGCACCGGGCAUUAAAUCAUUUAAGAAGGUGGAGUGCAAGAUUUUUUCUAUUUUUUUUUUUUAUACAUAUAUAUAUAUAUAUAUAUAUAUAUAAACAUUGCAGCCCAAGAUACAAACACACACAAAACCCCACAAUCUACAGUCCCUAUACACGCAUUCUACAGCUCCAAAACACACACAAAAUCUCUACAGCACUGAGAAAUGCACACGCGCACACAUUGCAGCCGCUGGCCACACAUAGUACACCACAAAUACACCCCCUUGCACACACGACACCACAAACAGUCCCCCUUUACUAACACACAAUCUACCAGCCCACCAGCUAAGGAAGUGCAAGUGUGUCAUUACAUUUGUUUUGUUUCUUUAUUUUAAUAGGAGGGCAUGCCAAAAAGGGUUUCUCUAUCCAAAAAUAUAUAAACACACUGUUUUUGGUUGGCAUAAUCCCUUAAAAGUGCUAGCUCAGCAGUUUAAAUUGCUUAUAUAAUUUGUAAGAAACUAUCUCUGUUUGUAAGAUUUUCAAGGGUAACAGAUAUUGCUUCUCCCCCUUCUUGCAGGAUAA